GGAUAGGCCCUGCUGUGACGGCGGCUGCGGGCGGGGAGCGGCGGCCGCGGCUGCGGCCUGCUCUGCCGAGAGCGAGGGAAGGGAAGGGGCUGAGACAUGGACAGGUUCUCGUGGACCAGCGGGUUGCUGGAGCUGGGGGAGACGCUGGUGGUGCAGCAGCGCGGCGUGCGCCUCUACGACGGGGAGGAGAAGGUAAAAUUUGAUAGUGGAGUAUUACUGCUUAGCACACACAGGCUACUUUGGAGGGACCAGAAGAAUCAUGAGUGCUGCAUUGCUGUACCUCUGUCUCAGGUCGUCUUUAUUGAAGAGCAAGCAGCUGGGAUAGGAAAAAGUGCUAAAAUAGUGGUUCAUCUUCAUCCUGCUUCUUCAAACAAAGAGCCUGGUCCAUUCCAAAGCAGCAAAUAUUCCUACAUAAAACUUUCUUUCAAAGAACAUGGGCAGAUUGAGUUCUAUAGACGAUUAUCUGAAGAAAUGACACAAAGGAGAUGGGAGAACAUGCCUACUGGUCAGACCAUUCAAGUUAACAGGGACCCACAGGCAGGAAGAAUAAGGGCUGUAGGAAUUGUAGGGAUCGAAAGGAAAUUGGAGGAAAAGAGAAAAGAGACUGACAAAAACAUUUCCGAGGCUUUUGAGGAUCUCAACAAACUAAUGGAGAAGGCUAAGGAGAUGGUGGAAUUAUCCAAGUCAAUAGCUAAUAAGAUUAAAGAAAAACAAGGUGAUAUCACUGAGGAUGAGACUAUCAGGUUCAAGUCCUAUCUACUGAGUAUGGGUAUAGCUAAUCCAGUUACUAGGGAAACAUAUGGAUCUGGUACACAGUACCACAUGCAACUGGCAAAGCAACUGGCUGGAAUACUGCAGACACCAUUGGAGGAGCGAGGAGGGAUCAUGUCACUUACAGAAGUGUACUGUCUGGUAAAUCGUGCACGAGGAUUAGAGUUGCUGUCACCAGAAGAUUUAGUAAAUGCUUGUAAGAUGCUUGAGUCACUGAAACUACCACUAAGGCUUCGGAUAUUUGACAGUGGUGUGAUGGUGAUUGAACUCCAGUCUCAUAAUGAAGAGGAAAUGGUAGCUUCUGCUUUAGAGACAGUAUCUGAAAAGGGUUCUCUCACAGCUGAUGAAUUUGCUAAGCUGGUGGGGAUGUCUGUUCUCUUAGCCAAAGAAAGGCUGCUUCUUGCUGAAAAGAUGGGCCAUCUUUGCAGAGAUGAUUCAGUGGAAGGCUUGAGAUUCUACCCCAAUUUAUUUCUGACACAAAGCUAAUGCAGUUUGUGUACAAUUCGUUGUGUAACGGUUUAGCAAGUGAACAGAGAGCAGAACCCUUCCAACAACUGACCUUACAUUUGUUAUUUUGUUAUUCAACUGCAACAGUGAUGAACAUUGCAAUGCUUUGCAGUUCUCAGGUAUUUCAUGUGCUGAAUCCUCUUACGUGGAGCUGAAAGGAAAUAGGAAUCAGUCAGAAGCAUGUGAAUUGUCUCAAGUUUCAAGUUUUGUUUGAUGUGUUCUGUAGUUUCUCGUUAAGGGAAGUCAGAUUAAGAUUUCACACAAGUGAAAAGAAUAUCCUUGUAGUCUGCCAUGGGGGUUAGCACCCAAAAGACAGGUUACUGCAUACCCUAGUUUGUUUAUGUCUAGAGCAACAAAUUAGAUAUAUCCAUAGUGAUAAGAAAAGUGACUUUGAUGUGUACCGAGGUAUAAGGAACAAACCUAGUGUAGCAUAACCCCUUCUCCCUGAAGUGAUGAACAGUUUUCUAAAAGAGGACCUUGGGCUUCUUGUACUUUGUGACAGAAGGAACCUGCUGCUGGACAGAUUAACCUAUGUUAUGUGAAUCUAGAAAAUGCAGUGUUUGUUUUGUAAUGUCUUAUGCUAAUAGCUCAGAUAGAAGCAUUGUUAGCACAGACUUCCUCCCUUCUCUUCCCUUGCCAUCUUCCUUCCUGGCUCAUUAUGGUGCACUUCGGUGCCCUUUCUCUGUCUUCUCUUCACAUAGUGGAGCAAAGUAGCCUCCUGUCGCUCUACUAGACUCCAUUCUUUAAUGUGUUGGGUUUUAUUUUCUGCUUGUAUUGAAAGAUCAUUUGUUUGUUUCAUCAGCCUUUAUCUGUUUUGGAGAGACGGCUUACUUAUAUAUGAAAAUUAAUAUACUUUCAAUAUUGAAGGGAGGAAGAAGACUAUCACCCUGUGUUUAAUAGUCAUGAGGUAUCAUAUUGUUUGGUAUUCCUCACCCUGUGUUCACACUGAAUGCAAUUUGAUAGUCUCAGUUUUCAUAACUCCAGUGGAGUUGUUACAUUACUUGAAGAUCUGUUGUCAUGGUAAUAACGGUAAGUGGAUGUUCACUAUCCACGUCACUUACAUUUUUGGCAUUUUGAAGUGACCAGCUUUAAUAAAUAACAAAAUUAAUGCAGGCUAUGGGCAAGACAGCACAUAAAUAACUACACUGUGGUCACAAUGGCUAAAUUGAUACUACAAAAAAAGGAGGAGAAAGGCUUUUAAGAGCCUGCACAUCCUUUCAGAACUACUUCAGUAUUACCAUAGCUUAGACAAGGGUUAAGAGCCUGUCAAUGAGGAGUUCAGUGCAGAGAUCCCUUCAGUGAUGAUGACUUUGGGUUAUAGGAUGCUCAUUUAGAUCCAGGGAAUUGUGUCCUCCUACCCUUGUCACAAGCAAAUGUUUAUGCAGUUUUCCUUUAGGGCAGUUUUCCUCUGUUUUAUGGAGGUGCUAAAACUAAGGUAUUUGGCAAAAUUGAAGGAACCAGUUCCACACUGUUCUUACUGUGUUCGCCACCUAGUAUCAUCUCCUCAGGAGCCUUAUGGCUUGAUGCUUUUCUUCAUCCUCUCCACAACCCACAGAAGAGACCUAUGUGAGGUACCCCAGGCAUCACACAUCUAUGAAGGGACUGAAAAGUGAGAAAUUCAGAAGAAAAAAGCUGGUUUGUGACAACUGUUUCUUUUGCCUGAUACCCGAACUUGUAGAGGGAGACCAGUGGUUUAUGGGCCUGAACCUCUCCCCACAAGGGGGCAUGUCUUCUGUAGAAAGAACAAACCAGAAAGGAGAUGCCAAGUGAAAGCUCCCAGCCUCUGUCCUCCAACCCUGAGCAUUUCAUUAUCUUAAUUAAGCAAUAACAAUACAGCCUAUUUAGAAUGAUGAUACUUUCUCCAGCUUUUCUUUCCCAAGUUUUGUCUUUGACUUUUUUUUUCUACAGGGAAGAAAUCUGAGAGGUAAAUUGUAUAGCUGGUUUAGAAUUUAAAUAUAUACGUGUGAGAAAAUGACUACUAGAAAGUAAUAAAAAUGAAAAGAUUUUUCUUAAA
This is a messenger RNA of Pezoporus occidentalis (night parrot), 3292 nucleotides long. RefSeq names its product vacuolar protein sorting 36 homolog (gene VPS36). The coding region runs from base 97 to 1257 and encodes 386 amino acids. Gene Ontology annotation, biological process: protein transport to vacuole involved in ubiquitin-dependent protein catabolic process via the multivesicular body sorting pathway. The transcript has 14 exons. Gene Ontology annotation, molecular function: phosphatidylinositol-3-phosphate binding; ubiquitin binding. Gene Ontology annotation, cellular component: late endosome membrane; ESCRT II complex. Lineage: Eukaryota; Metazoa; Chordata; Aves; Psittaciformes; Psittacidae. The record is from RefSeq and is a predicted model, not a curated record.